Molecule: messenger RNA, 2706 nt
Organism: Hyaena hyaena (striped hyena)
Lineage: Eukaryota; Metazoa; Chordata; Mammalia; Carnivora; Hyaenidae
Gene: MYBL2
Product: MYB proto-oncogene like 2
Exons: 14
Coding region: 195-2306 (703 amino acids)
Biological process (GO): regulation of DNA-templated transcription
Cellular component (GO): nucleus
Molecular function (GO): RNA polymerase II cis-regulatory region sequence-specific DNA binding; DNA-binding transcription factor activity, RNA polymerase II-specific
Source: RefSeq, a predicted model, not a curated record
GAAAAGUGCUUCUGUGCGCGCCGGCGGCGGCCGCAGCGCCUGCGAGCGGCGGCGGGACCCGCGGACAGGCUGACGGCUCCCAGCGCGGCCCCGGGUCCCGGAGCGGCCUGAGCAGCCGCGCCUGACCCCGGCCCGGCUCCCGCUCCGGGCUCAGCCGGCGGGCGGGCGAGCGCGGCGCGGCCCGGGCCGGGGGGAUGUCUCGGCGGACGCGCGGUGAGGAGCUGGAUGAGCUGCACUACCAGGAUACAGAUUCAGACGUGCCAGAGCAAAGGGACAGCAAGUGCAAGGUCAAAUGGACCCAUGAGGAGGACGAGCAGCUGAGGACCCUGGUGAGGCAGUUCGGGCAGCAAGACUGGAAGUUCCUGGCCAGCCACUUUCCUAACCGCACUGACCAGCAAUGCCAGUACCGGUGGCUGAGGGUCUUGAAUCCAGACCUUGUCAAGGGGCCAUGGACCAAAGAGGAGGACCAAAAGGUCAUUGAGCUGGUCAAAAAGUACGGCACGAAGCAGUGGACGCUGAUCGCCAAGCACCUAAAGGGCCGGCUGGGGAAGCAGUGCCGUGAGCGCUGGCACAACCAUCUCAACCCUGAGGUGAAGAAGUCCUGCUGGACCGAGGAAGAGGACCGCAUCAUCUGUGAGGCCCACAAGGUGCUGGGUAACCGCUGGGCCGAGAUUGCCAAGAUGCUGCCGGGGAGGACAGACAAUGCUGUGAAGAAUCACUGGAACUCCACCAUCAAAAGGAAGGUGGACACCGGUGGCUUCCUGAGUGAGUCCAAAGACUGCAAGCCCCCUGUGUACUUGCUGCUGGAGCUUGAGGACAAGGACAGCUUCCAGAGUGCCCGCCCUGUGGAAGACCAGGGAAGUCUCGUGACCAACUGGCCCUCAGCGCUUCCUGCCGUGAAGGAAGAGGAAAGCAGUGAGGAGGAGGCCAUGGCAGCCUCUACUUCUAAGGGGCAGGGAGCUGUCCCUGCAGACCUGGAUGGAGUGCGAACACCAGAGCCCUUGGAAGACUUCCCCAAGCGUGAAGACCAGGAGGGCUCCUCACCAGAAACCAGCCUGCCCUACAAGUGGGUGGUGGAGGCUGCAAACCUCCUCAUCCCUGCCGUGGAGUCCAGCCUCUCGGAAGCCCUGGACUUGAUCGAGUCGGACCCUGAUGCCUGGUGUGACCUGAGUAAAUUUGACCUGCCCGAGGAGCCGUCCGCAGAGGGCAGCAGCAGCAGCAGCCCAGUGCAGCCACAGCCAACACAGCAGCAGCAGCAGCAGCAGGCACUGCUGGCCCGCCAGCCUGCUGCCCUGGUGCCCAGUGUGACUGAGUACCGUCUGGACGGCCACACCAUCUCAGACCUGAGCCGGAGCAGCCGGGGCGAGCUGAUCCCCAUUUCUCCCAGCACUGAAGUGGGGGGCUUGGGCACUGGCACACCGCCCUCGGUGCUCAAGCGGCAGAAGAAGCGGCGUGUCGCCCUGUCCCCUGUCACGGAGAACAGCGCUAGCCUGUCCUUCAUGGACUCCUGUAACAGCCUCACCCCCAAGAGCACACCUGUCAAGACCCUGCCCUUCUCACCCUCCCAGUUUCUGAACUUCUGGAACAAACAGGACACACUGGAGCUGGAGAGCCCCUCGCUGACGUCCACCCCCGUGUGCAGCCAGAAGGUGGUCGUCACCACUCCACUGCACCGGGAUAAGACACCCCUGCACCAGAAGCAUGCUGCGUUUGUAACCCCAGAUCAGAAGUACUCCAUGGACAACACUCCUCACACGCCGACCCCAUUCAAGAAUGCCCUGGAGAAGUAUGGACCACUAAAGCCCCUGCCCCAGACCCCGCACCUGGAGGAGGACUUGAAGGAGGUGCUGCGUUCUGAGGCUGGCAUCGAACUCAUCAUUGAGGAUGAAGUGAGGCCUGAGAAGCAGAAGAGGAAGGCUGGGCUGCGGCGGAGCCCCAUCAAGAAGGUCCGCAAGUCCCUGGCUCUUGACAUCGUGGAUGAAGAUGUGAAGCUGGUGAUGUCCACGCUGCCCAAGGUGCUGUCCUUGCCGACAAAUGUCCUAUCAAGCUCCUCCAGCCUCUCCGUGCCAGGCAUCAAAGAGGAAAACAGCCUACUCAAUGAGGGCUUCCUGCAGGCUAAGCCCGAGAAGCACGUGGCGGCCCAGAAGUCCCGAAGCCACUUUCCAACACCUGCCCCUAUGACCAGCGCCUGGAAGAUGGUGGCCUGCGGGGGAACCAGGGACCAGCUCUUCAUGCAAGAAAAAGCCCGGCAGCUCCUGGGCCGCUUGAAGCCCAGCCACACAUCUCGGACCCUCAUCUUGUCCUGAGGGGCUUGGUGCUCAUUCUUAUGUUUACAGGGGGCUGGGGGAACCAAGGUCGGUCUGUGAAUUUGAGAAUCACACUCAGAUGACCACCUGCAGGGAGCCUUCUGCCACCAGCCCCUCCCUAGACUGCUCAGGUGGAGGCAGAGCAGGGCCCCCACUGUCCUGUCUCCGAGUCCAGCUGUGGCUGCGGGCGGUUCCUGGUGCUAACAGAACAAAAUCCCACCCCUGGGCCUGCCUGGUCCUCUCCCCAGUGCCACAGGGAGUCCCAGUAGCUUCUCCCAAGUCCUGGUCCUGCCUGGCCUCAUCUCAGACCCCUGCUUAGGACGGGGGUUGUGGCCAGCGUGCUGAUUCCCUCAACCUGUUAGUACAUUUUCUUGAAAGAAUAAAAUUGCCUUUUUCCUUG